This is a messenger RNA of Oncorhynchus mykiss (rainbow trout), 3635 nucleotides long. RefSeq names its product GDP-mannose pyrophosphorylase B (gene gmppb). Lineage: Eukaryota; Metazoa; Chordata; Actinopteri; Salmoniformes; Salmonidae. Gene Ontology annotation, molecular function: GTP binding; mannose-1-phosphate guanylyltransferase (GTP) activity. Gene Ontology annotation, biological process: GDP-mannose biosynthetic process. The record is from RefSeq and is a predicted model, not a curated record.
GUCACGAGUUGUAGUCGAAAGGCAUUGUGGUCUAGAUCCGCCCGGAAAGAUUGUUUUAAAGUGUUUCUUGUCAUUCAAGGAUUUAAAACCCCGUUUUUACACGUUGUUUAGUGGUUACGUGUCAUAUUGAUACAUAGUCAGUUCUAGCUAUUUAUUGACGUUUUGAAGAAACAAGUUGGCAAAGGAUUUAUUAACUUUUUGAGCACCACUAUAACCUCAAUCUCCCAGGACUUGAUGCCCGCUGCCAUCCUGAUAUUUUUAACCCAUUGAUGAACCCAUCUCGUACUGGGCCAAGAUGAAAGCUCUGAUCCUAGUCGGUGGCUAUGGGACUCGACUCAGACCUUUAACCCUCAGUGUCCCUAAACCACUGGUGGAGUUUGCCAACAAACCCAUCCUUCUGCAUCAAGUUGAAGCCCUGGUCAAGGCUGGAGUUAACCAUGUGAUCCUGGCUGUCAGUUACAUGUCCGAUCUGUUGGAGCGAGAGAUGAGGGUUCAGGAAGAGAGGCUCGGUAUUAGAAUCUCCCUGUCACAUGAGAAGGAACCCCUUGGAACAGCCGGUCCUCUUGCUCUGGCCAGAGAUCUGCUAACGGACAACGACGAGCCAUUCUUCGUCCUCAACAGUGACGUAAUCUGUGACUUCCCCUUCGAGGACAUGUUAAAGUUCCACAAGCACCACGGCAGAGAGGGGACCAUUGUGGUGACGAAGGUAGAGGAGCCGUCGAAGUAUGGCGUGGUGAUGUACGAGGUAGAGAGCGGGCGCAUCCACCGAUUUGUGGAGAAACCCCAGGUGUUCGUCUCCAACAAGAUCAACGCUGGGAUGUACAUCUUUAGCCCAACCAUGCUCAAGAGGAUCAAGCUCAGGCCCACCUCUAUUGAGAAAGAGAUCUUCCCGUUCAUGGCCGAGGAGAACCAUCUCUACGCAAUGGAGCUACAAGGGUUCUGGAUGGACAUUGGUCAGCCUAAGGACUUCCUGACGGGGAUGUGUAUGUACCUGCAGUCUGUACGACAACACACACCUGACAGACUGAAGACUGGGCCUGGGUUCCUGGGUAACGUGCUGGUGGAUCCUACAGCCCAGAUAGGGGAGAACUGCACCAUCGGGCCCAACGUGACCAUCGGGGCGGGGGUGGUGCUGGAGGACGGGGUCAGGAUUAAAAGGUGUACGGUACUGAAGGGGUCAAGGGUCAGAUCACACUCUUGGCUCGAGUCCUGCAUCGUAGGGUGGAGCUCCUCCGUAGGACAGUGGGUGCGUAUGGAGAAUGUGACCGUCCUCGGGGAGGAUGUUAUUGUGAACGACGAGCUCUACCUCAACGGUGCCAACGUGCUUCCUCACAAGUCCAUCACCGACUCCGUGCCUGAACCGCGCAUCAUCAUGUAGUUCUAGAACAACAGACAGGCCACCAGCGCUUUCUUAGAACCGGGCCUCAAGCGCUUGAAGUGCCACAGAGAUGGGUUUCCAGUAAUACUGGGUGCCGUUCCGAUUCUGCUGACAUUCUACUCCUUGUCCUCCGUCAUAUGCUAUAUGUUUAGCACGGAGGAGUGGAACGAAGGCAGAAACAGACUAGUACCCAGGCUAGGGUACCCAGGCUAGGAUCUGGGUGCUUACAUUUUAAACCAAGGACAACUAGCUAGCUACGGCCUGGUCUAGAACCCUAGACUCUUAAGUAGAUCUGAAACAGUUGGUUAGUUGAGGUCCACGCAGUAUGAUAGUAGCAUCACCUCGCCUUCUGGUGGGUUAGGGGGUGUUUUUAAAACACUUCUCUUUUUCAAAAUACAUGUUUGUGUUUCAAUGAGGCAAACCUGUAUAAAUAAAGGAUCCAUUUUUGCCAUAUUGCUGACCCCUAUCCAAUCCUCUUAUAUGUACACUAGGGGUUGAUUCUGGCUGGUUAGGGGUUGAUUCUGGUCUGUCUGGUUAGGGGUUGAUUCUGGUCUGGCUGGUUAGGGGUUGAUUCUGGUCUGUCUGAUUAGGGGUUGAUUCUGGUCGGGUCUGGCUGGUUAGGGGUUGAUUCUGGUCUGUCUGGUUAGGGGUUGAUUCUGGUCUGUCUGAUUAGGGGUUGAUUCUGGUCUGUCUGGUUAGGGGUUGAUUCUGGUCUGUCUGGUUAGGGGUUGAUUCUGGUCUGUCUGGUUAGGGGUUGAUUCUGGUCUGGCUGGUUAGGGGUUGAUUCUGGUCUGUCUGGUUAGGGGUUGAUUCUGGUCUGUCUGGUUAGGGGUUGAUUCUGGUCUGUCUGAUUAGGGGUUGAUUCUGGUCUGUCUGAUUAGGGGUUGAUUCUGGUCUGUCUGAUUAGGGGUUGACUCUGGUCUGGCUGGUUAGGGGUUGAUUCUGGUCUGGUCUGGCUGGUUAGGGGUUGAUUCUGGUCUGGUCUGGCUGGUUAGGGGUUGAUUCUGGUCUGGUCUGGCUGGUUAGGGGUUGAUUCUGGUCUGGUCUGGCUGGUUAGGGGUUGAUUCUGGUCUGGUCUGGCUGGUUAGGGGUUGAUUCUGGUCUGGUCUGGCUGGUUAGGGGUUGAUUCUGGUCUGGUCUGGCUGGUUAGGGGUUGAUUCUGGUCUGGGUUGAUUCUGGGUUGGCUACCUGUCAGUAUGGUGGUAGAACUGGAUAGACAGUCAGGGUCUGAAAUGGCACCCUAUUCCCUAUUUAGUACACUACAUUUGACUGGUGGCUCUGGUUGACAGUAGUGCACUAAAUAAGGAUUAUGGUGCCAUUUGGGAUGUUUAUGCUCUGCUGCCAACCUCUUCUUCUGCUGGCAGUCUACUGGCUCUACUGUUGAUUUGAUUAGGACCCUCAUUGGUCAAUAGAAUAUAAUUUUAAAUACAUGUUUUGAUCUUAAGGAUUCUGGUUAAGCUGAUCAUUUUAGAUGCAACAGUGUCUGUAAAACUAUCCCCUUUUGUGAGCCGUUCCAUUUGAUCUCAUAAUCGCAGGAUACUCUUAAAAGUCCUUCUUCGCAUCCUGUCUCCUGCUUUGUUUCUGAGAGGAAAGGAUGUGAGGAAUCAAGGAAGCACUUUUGAGAUUUAUUCAAACCCUAAACAUAUUAUUGCCUGUCUUUUUUUUAAGAGGAAUUGUUUUGUCAGUGACUGAUCCGAUUGUGUUUUCCCCCAAGACCACUAGAGUACUGAGAUAUAGAGUUAAACGUCCAGGUUGUAAAAUAUACAUAUUUCGCUUCUAAAGGUGAGCGGUAGGUUUGAAUAUUCCCGUUAACUUUCCUCAAAUUUGCCUGUUUUCCAGAAAUCCUUGUUUGGAAUAUUCCUGGAAUUACAAGGGAAUAACUAGGAAAUCCAGCCAGGAUUUUGAUGAAAAUCCAGGGAAUUUUUACAGAAGUUAGUGGAAUUUUGCGACUAGGUUGACGUAAAGAUUGUUCUUCAAUGUAUCCCUUUUCCAAUCGAUUUGUGAUGUGUCAAUCACCAUGGAAGCGAUCAGUGGACCUGUCAAUCAAACAGUAACUACUGAUGAUGUCACAAUCAAGUGAACUCCUUUUAAUUAAGUAGUUUUAUCAUAAUAUAAUUAAUUAAUUGAACUUGUUUUGUUUUUUUUCCCCCCUAAUUUUUCUAUCACAAUUGUCUAAUGUAUGUAAUAUGGUUUGAGAUUUAUUGAUGAACAAUAUCAAUAAAAGUGAGAAAUGUCUCUCAAACACAUCUCUACCUUA